AUGGCGGGAACUGAUGGUACAGUAGUUCCUGCGGAAUUGAUAAAGGAGGAAGCACCUGCCGAGUAUGUGACGCGCUUCUGGCGUGCCAAUGCAUCAGCUUUCAUGCACUGGUUUCUAGCACUUCCCUAUGCCGGACAAGUAUCUCUUGUGCGCAAUGCGGCGCCUGAUAUUCCCGUGUCCUACGAUCUCAAGGCCACACAACCGCAAGCGACACAGCUCCUCACACCCGAACUGACACUCGAGGCAUUGCUAGGAGAGAAUGGAAAGGUGCUGCUGCGACUCAUGAACGCACGUGCUACGAAGGCGGAUCAAUGCAGUCGCCAUGAUCUCGUAUAUUUGACGUCGUUGCGUGCGGCUGGUACCAUGCCCACGUUCUCGGGCGAGACAUUUGCACACGUAUCGUUGGCCUUCAUUGACCUUGCGGAUCCAGAGCACAAUGUUCAGUCUUUGCUACCGUCGGCAUCGCUAGAAAUUGUAGAGGAAAAGCAAGCUCUGAUCAAGCAGGGCAAACUGAUGGAGGCGGACGUGUGGCUCACGCUGCAAAUGCGACAGCAGGUUAUUCUCACGUUCUUGAGUAACGUGGCACACACAUUUGAAACGAUGUUUCUCAAGCAGGUGAUGAUAGGUGAGGUAAGCGCAGCGGAAAUUGGAUGUCGAUACUGUGGUAUUUCUACGCGUCAGGUGAAAGAAGAAGAAGAAGGGACGACGACGUUGUUGCAAUGUGCUUGCAAGACAGCUUUCUACUGUUGCAAGGAACAUCAAGAAGAGGACUGGAUCAACCAUAAGACGAGUUGCAAGGCGAUUCGGAAAGAGAUGGCUGCUGUAGAGGAAGAGUCUCCAUAG
Peronospora belbahrii is the source of this 843-nucleotide messenger RNA. NCBI's taxonomy places the organism in Eukaryota, Oomycota, Peronosporomycetes, Peronosporales, Peronosporaceae. The record is from the annotation of a GenBank genome assembly.